AUGUCGGCUUUCAUUAAUCUUCGAAUUCAUGGGAUCGUCUACUUCGCCGCGCAUCGUUACGCCAGUGACGAGGUGAUGUUAUCAUUUAUUUCCAAAAUACUGUUGGGCGAAACAAGAGAAUCUACAUUUCGUCACUUGUACGCGAAGGCUGCCCGAGAGUGGCGUUGUCAAGAUGAUGUAGUCACUCCCUUCAACGAUCGACGGUGGACUCACGUCCAUGCCGUUUGGACCUUUGACCUAGAUCGCGAUGUCCUGCAUUGGGACAGGAGCGAUUGUAAUCUCUCGAUCCUCCUCGACAUCAUCCGCCAACGCGCCAUAACGGUUUCCGAUUUCGAGCCUCGCAAGAUACUAUCAUCGCCUAUCGAACCCGCCUCGGUAAUCUUGCAUGGAGCGCCGCAUUGGAGAAUGAUGCGCAGAAAGAUCGAUCACCUCAGCCUGUCACGACGCAAAAGUUUCAUUCCUAAGGUACUAUCCGACUUUGCGUUUCAGUGGAGGCAUGUCCUCCAUGGUCACUACAACAACUCGACCUUCCGCAGGCUCGCCUAUGCGAUCAUCGGAUCGUCGCGUUGGACUUCAACGUCAAAGGAAAUCACGCAUCCUCGUCAGGGCCUUGGAGGAUUCCUAGUGUGGGUGGAUGAUCUUCCCAACUGGGACCUCCCAAGCAGCCACAUUUACAGGUUCGGGGACACGUCCGUCGUGAUCUGUCAACACGCUCCGCAUGCUGUCUCAAUGAUACGGAACGAUUUUCUCAAGCGUGCGGGGCUCACCACCGAACCCUUCCGCGAGACCCUCACCUAUCUCAUCCUCUCUGUCAGAGAAGUUGUCCUUUUUCGAAUAAAUCGGGGGGUCGAACGACACACGGAACCCCAUCGUCUGUUUGAUGGCCAGAACCCUCCUUCCGACGAAGCGAUCGAACUCCUUCUUCAAAGCGUCCAGCAGAGCCCCAAGCUUUCUCCUCUCCGCAAACUGCCUGUUGAGCUACAAGAUUCCAUCUUGGAUGAGGUAUCAGCAGGGCCCAUAGAGCGUGCCAGGAUCGGCUGCCUGCUGGACGCUGGCUCGAAUUUCGGUUGGGCAUGUGGGAAUCGGAUUGUGGAAAGGGAGGAGGGCCGCCGGAACAGAACAUCUCAAACCCCAGUGGAGUCGCAUGUUCAGUUUGAUGGAUGUGAUAGCGGCGUUGCUUAUCGAGAAAAGCUUCCGCGACUUCCAUCGAGCAGCGUGACUUGA
Dissoconium aciculare CBS 342.82 is the source of this 1224-nucleotide messenger RNA. RefSeq lists its product as uncharacterized. The transcript has 3 exons. The record is from RefSeq and is a predicted model, not a curated record. NCBI's taxonomy places the organism in Eukaryota, Fungi, Ascomycota, Dothideomycetes, Mycosphaerellales, Dissoconiaceae. Bases 1 to 1224 code for a protein of 407 amino acids.